Molecule: messenger RNA, 1506 nt
Organism: Aspergillus melleus
Lineage: Eukaryota; Fungi; Ascomycota; Eurotiomycetes; Eurotiales; Aspergillaceae
Exons: 1
Coding region: 1-1506 (501 amino acids)
Source: RefSeq, a predicted model, not a curated record
AUGCUGCAAGACCUUGAUCACCCUUCAACUCCCCUCGCACCGGCCAUCGAGCAUCUCAAACCUUCGUCGACCAUCCUCUCGCCGCCGCCGGACCCCGAGGACAGUCAUCAACCUUGCGAUGAUCGCCGCGACAUCCCUGCAGCGUUGUUAGUACAGAGCUCGGAUGCAUUAUCUCCACCUCCAGACAAGCCGUCAUUUCCAAACCCCUCCUUUCACCGACGAGCCAAUACCGAGAUCAUUCGACGCCAGACGCCCCAUCUGCCCGCCCGACAGCUGUUUGCAGACCAGCCCAAAACAUUCGAGGAUCUGGACAAAUCCUCGAGCUUGUCGACGGAGAAGGGUCCCCGCAGGAAAUUCGAGGAGGGCGCCAAAUUGAUAUCGGGUUGGUUUCAGGGCAAGUCACAGCCCGUCAGCCUGGGAGUCGUGCAUCCUCCAACAGAUCAGGAAUCGUCGGAAACAGCAGCAAACAUGUACAGUUCCCCAACCACUCCUACCGUCCCUACGAGUCGGGCGCAGAAGCGCAUGACCGCCCCGUCGCCUCUCAAGCAGGUCACCUCCUCGAACCCGUUCUCCUUUUUCGGGUUGAAGCGCCAAGGGGAGAGUAAAACGGACCUCCCCGAACCCGCCGAAGAUGAGUUUCUGAACAUGGACAUCACGGCGGCGCUGUUCCCGCCCACAUCGAGCGGUCUCGAUGACCACGAGGCGUUCGCUGCUCUGCGCAACAAUGCAGACAGCGUGAUCAGACGACUGCAGGCGGCCUAUAAACAACGGACGUUCGCUCUGCACGAAGCGCUGGCCGACAAGAACGAAAAACAAGAAGAACUGGAGGAAACCCGAACGCGGGUCGGACACCUCAAGGUUCAACUGGACGGCAUGGCCGAAAAGGUGCUCCAGCAGGAGAAGGCCGUGAAAGCCAUGGCCGAGGAGCUGGAGCAGGAGCGACAGAUGCGACGCCGAGAGGACGAGGCGCGUCGACGGAGCGUGAUGUUGAUCCGAUCUAGCGACGACGAGAGCUCCGAUCUGGGCGGCGACCUUCAGACGCCCAAGCGGAGUUUGAAACGCGCCAGCAACGCCACCUUCACCAGCGACUCGGGCUUCGACUCCGGCGACGAGAGCCUAUCUGAGAGCGUGUUCUCGCGUCGCGAGGGCAUCGAAUCCCCUGCGUCCACCGUCGCCCCUUCUCCCAAUAUUUCCCAAGUCACGCUCUCCACCCCUACCACCACCCCCGUUCAGAGUCAAAAAGAAUUGAAGCCUGCCCCCGCAUCGACUCCUUCCUCCACUCCGCGACCGUCGGCGUACGAUCGCGUACUCAAAGGCUUGGCUUCCACAGGUAUUGCCAGCUCGUGGACCGGCAAUUCAUCCAAGUGUCAGAUCUGCCAUGGUGUUCCAGCAUCGGAAGCUUGGAGCGUCAUGGGGAUUCUAAAAGAGGAGAACAAGGGACUCAAGGACCGACUGGGCGAGCUGGAGAUGGUCAUCGACGACUGUCUUUGUUUGGUCGGCCCGUGA